Messenger RNA from Hemibagrus wyckioides, 1791 nucleotides. RefSeq names its product mannose-P-dolichol utilization defect 1b (gene mpdu1b). Bases 195 to 956 code for a protein of 253 amino acids. NCBI's taxonomy places the organism in Eukaryota, Metazoa, Chordata, Actinopteri, Siluriformes, Bagridae. The record is from RefSeq and is a predicted model, not a curated record. Gene Ontology annotation, biological process: oligosaccharide biosynthetic process. The transcript is spliced from 7 exons.
ACCAGAAGAAGAAAAAGCACCCGCCUACUCCAGCUCUGAAAUCCUGCUCACUUCCUCUAAAUUACUUUAAAAUAAGUGACAUGGCACCGUUCUGAAUGAUGCUGAACUUCACUCGGGUUCCUGCUUUCAGCCUGUAGGCGGACCGAAUGUCCGUAGAGCUGAAUUGAGAAAGGAAAAGAACCCCAUUUGGCACAAUGGCGACAUCAGAGAAAGCUGUACCUACAUCAUUCAUGGAGCCUUUCAAAGACGUUCUGGUGAAUUAUUUAAUGCCGGAAAAAUGCUACGACGAAUUCUUCCUGGAUUUCAAUUUUCUGCAUGUGGACUGUCUGAAGAUAAUAAUUAGCAAAGGUUUAGGCAUUGGAAUCAUCCUUGGCUCUGUACUUGUGAAAUUGCCUCAGAUCUUGAAAGUGAUUGGUGCUAAAAGUGCGGAAGGAUUGAGUUUUAAAUCUGUGAUGCUGGAGCUGCUUGCCAUCACUGGCACUAUGGCCUACAGUAUCGCCAAAGGUUUUCCCUUCAGUGCCUGGGGUGAAGCAUUAUUCCUCAUGUUGCAGUCAGUGACUCUUGCAUUUCUCAUUCAGCAUUAUAAAGGAAGCACUGUUAAAGGAUUGACCUUUCUCGUCAUCUAUUUUGGUCUCCUGGCUGUCCUUAUUUCUCCUCUCACCCCCAUGUCUGUUGUAACGACAAUGCAAGCCUCCAACAUGCCAGCUAUAAUUUUUGGAAGGCUCAUUCAGGCAAGUAUCAACUAUAGGAACGGCCACACAGGACAGCUGUCGGCUAUUUCUGUGUUCCUGCUGUUUGCUGGUUCCCUGGCACGUAUAUUCACUACAGUGCAGGAGACAGGUGACUCCCUGAUGGUUCUUUCUUAUAUCAUUUCAUCAAGCUGUAAUGGCCUGAUCACUGCUCAGAUUCUGUAUUACUGGAAUGUCAGUCCAGAAAUGAAGAAGAAGGCUGAGUAAACCUGCCACAAGACACUGAGGAGCCAAGGCUCCUAGUGGUCCAUGUAACUUGCUGCUUUGCUCAACUUGUAUGAAAUCUACUUGUAAUUUUGGAAUGAAAUCAUUUUAAGUGGUUUUAGAUGUUGAUCUCCUGUUGAGAUCAGUUGUUUAAAACAGCAGGUUUCACUGUGUUGCUACAUAUACUCUUUAAGCAAGUAGUGAGUGGAGACAUACUGUAGGACCAAAAAAGAGAAUUUGAACAGGGGACCCCUUAUCUCAAUGAUUGAUGAUAUUUCCAUUUACUGUAUGAGAUAAUAGGCUGCAAUGCCUAUUCUGCCCAGCUUUCCUAAUUUUCUUUAUACAUUUCCUUAGCUCAGGGAAAGGAGAAAUUGAUAUUUUAGAAACCUAUUCACCAUGGGAAUUCCUUUUACUGUUUGUUGCAUUCAUUGUUUUAUAUUCCUUGAUUAUAGAUGUCCUGAUUCAUUCUAGUUGCUGCUAGACAAAUGAAAACAAUGGCCGGAUAAAAAAUUUGCAAAGUGUUAAUGGAUUGCUGAGUGGAAAGCCCUUUGCACUUUGUCUUAACAUGCCUAUUUUUCUGUAUUGACGGAUGAACAAAGUGGUGAGUUGAGAAAAUUGAUCGAUUGGAAUUGUUUUAGUUUGUCUGCUAAAAUGUUUAAACACUAUUUGCUUUUUUAGUUGAACCUUCUCAAUUUAUUCAGUUAAACUACUGGAUACAAUCAAUUCUACAGUCAGUCCAUAGAUCCUAUUUUCUCUUUCUUUGUCCACCCCAAGUCAGUGGGUCCACCACCAUAUACUGUGGACUCAUCUUCUGAAAUAAAAAUGUAAUUAACCCAAA